Messenger RNA from Cucurbitaria berberidis CBS 394.84, 1403 nucleotides. RefSeq names its product NAD(P)-binding protein. The record is from RefSeq and is a predicted model, not a curated record. The transcript has a single exon. Gene Ontology annotation, molecular function: oxidoreductase activity. Gene Ontology annotation, cellular component: cytosol. Lineage: Eukaryota; Fungi; Ascomycota; Dothideomycetes; Pleosporales; Cucurbitariaceae. The coding region runs from base 293 to 1186 and encodes 297 amino acids.
AGCACAAACUCUCCGCCCGCUUUGAGACUAGUCACGGGCGGAACAUUUUGUAGGCCUACUUUAGUCUCUAACUCCUGAUUCGCGGCAUCAGAGUAGCAGUAACUUCUUCUCCAUAACUUCAUACAAUGUAUUGGAUAAGGGAUUACAGGUUGCACAACUCCGUACGUGACUUCACUGCUAAAUACCUCUGGAAUGUCUAAUAUAAAAUCCACACCGAACACCCAUAAGCAAAGUGUUACUUCUCAAACACUCUACCUCAUCAGUUCACUACACUACUAUUACCUUCUUCACCAUGUUCUCCCCAACCAAGAAGUUCCACAAGACACCCUACCCAUCGAUUGACCCGACUCGCCCCGAGCUUAGUGCAAAAGGCAAAACCGUCAUUGUCACGGGUGGAGGAACCGGCAUUGGCGCAGAGACGGCAAAGAGUUUUGCCAAAGCAGGCGCCUCUCGCAUUGCUCUCCUCGGCCGCCGAGAACAACCUCUUCUCGACACCAAGGCCAUGAUCGAAGCGGAGUUCCCUGGAGCCGAGGUGCUCGCCAUCGCCACCGAUAUGGCCAAGAAAAACGAGGUGGAGGCGGCAUUUGCAAAGGUGGGAGGAAAGGUGGAUGUUUUGAUCAGCAAUGCAGCAGUCCUGGGUAAGCUGGGAAACGUUGCAGACAUGAGCACCGAAGAAUUCAUGUCCGGCAUCAUGAUCAACUUGCAAGGCAAUGUCAACGUUGCCAAGACGUUCCUCAAGUACGCAACUACUAACGGCGUCGUUGUGGAGACCAACUCGGCUGCCGCGCAUCUCACCAUCACAGGCGGAUUCUCGUCGUACAAUGUGGCGAAAGCAGCCACGGCCCGCUUUUACAGCUCCCUGGCAUACGAGCAUCCAGAGAUGUCCAUGUUCAGUGUUCAGCCGGGGGCCGUGGCCACAGCUAUGAACAAGGAGGCGGGGUAUAAGCCAAAGGAAGAGGGUAAGGAAGCCCAAUGGCAAGGAGAUGGGGCUAGUGUCUUGGACGGGUAUGACGAUGUGAGCCUGCCGGCGAACUUCAAUGUCUGGCUCGCUAGCCCGGAGGCGCGCUUCCUCAAGGGCAAGUUCCUGUGGGCAAACUGGGACGUGGAUGAGCUUAAGGCGAGGGCGGAAGAGCUUGCGAAGGGGCCGCUGUUAAGCUUCGGACUUAUCGGCUGGCCCUUUGCAUAGACUACCUAGAAAACGUGCACUAAGCUAUUUAUGGUCGGUAAUGAAGGAUAUCGUCGUAGGGCGCAUCUUCCCCCCGGUCCAUCUGUAUGGGUCAUGUGUGCCACUUUCGGUGACUCGGUGCUUUUCAUGAUGGAUGUGCAGUGGCACCAAGACGUCCCCCUUCCACUCACACAUUGCACGGCGCUUUUCCCCCCGCAGAUUUGUUACUGCAUCUGUU